Cucumis melo (muskmelon) is the source of this 867-nucleotide messenger RNA. RefSeq names its product outer envelope pore protein 16-4, chloroplastic. The record is from RefSeq and is a predicted model, not a curated record. Gene Ontology annotation, biological process: protein insertion into mitochondrial inner membrane. Gene Ontology annotation, molecular function: transmembrane protein transporter activity. The coding region runs from base 95 to 487 and encodes 130 amino acids. The transcript has 7 exons. Gene Ontology annotation, cellular component: TIM22 mitochondrial import inner membrane insertion complex. NCBI's taxonomy places the organism in Eukaryota, Viridiplantae, Streptophyta, Magnoliopsida, Cucurbitales, Cucurbitaceae.
AAAAUAAAAAUCCAAAACGACGUAGUAUGGUUGGAACUUGGUAGACACAGAGCUCUCAGCAUACGGACCUCCGAAGGAAAUUGAGAAUUGGAAGAUGGAAGACGAACUCAACGGCGUCGUUCCUUGUUCUUCCCUCGCCGUCGAAUCCAGCAUUCGCGUCGGAACGGCCGGCGCUCUAUGGGGUUUGUGUUUGGGUCCGUACAAUUCCCGUAAAAAUGGCCUCAGUGGCGUCAGCCAUGCUGCUUUCGUGGCAAAGUCUGUUGGAAAAUACGGCUUUCAAUGUGGACUUGUUGCUGGAACUUUUACUCUGACUCACUGUGGGAUUCAAAGAUAUAGAAGGAGGAAUGAUUGGUUGAAUGGUUUGAUCGCUGGUGCAGUCGCAGGAGCAGCCAUUGCUACAAAGACUAGGAGUUGGUCACAGGUAGUUGGGAUGGCUGCUCUUGUCUCUGCCUUCAGCGCUGCUGCUGAAUAUUCAAGAUCACUUUAGAAAACCUCUUGUAGGAACGGAUUCAGCAAGUGUCCUCUCAUUAUUCAACAAAAUUGUUUGCUGUGUCGAGAAAGGUUUGUCUGUAUCUGUUGAAGGAGGGAACGUAACCUCGUCGUGUCACUGUCAAUAGGAUUCGAUCUUCAUGAUUGCAGCUAACUUCUGGGGAGUUAAAGCCGGAAAGAUUGGGGAAGUAACUCCUUACCUUGAUGUAUAAUAGCCAUGAGCAACUGCUGUAUAAGAAGAUGAAACAUCAUAUACAAAUAGUUGAUAUUCCAUUUCUUUCUUUAGUUUUACUUUCUACCGAAACUUAUAUCAUUUUGUUUCAGUUAACUUCUGUUUGGAUCUCAACUUUAUGAGAAUCAGUUCUAGAAUUUCAAUAA